Molecule: messenger RNA, 1224 nt
Organism: Tetrahymena thermophila SB210
Lineage: Eukaryota; Ciliophora; Oligohymenophorea; Hymenostomatida; Tetrahymenidae
Exons: 1
Source: RefSeq, a predicted model, not a curated record
UUAUUGUUAGUCAAACCAAACGAGACAAUUUGUUAAAUAUUAAUUAAUUAUUUAUUUCAUUUUAAUUAUUUAAAUAUGAGCUUAUUUAAACUUGAAUUUGCAAAGAGCAUUACUUCAAGCUUCAAAGAAUUAGAAAAAAGAGACACAAACACUUAAAAAUCAUAUCAGAAAAUAUAGCAAAAGUUAAAUUAUAGGUCUGGAAAGGAUUCGAAUGCUGCCAAAGAUAAAUCAUUUUUUGAUGUUUUGACAUCUAAAUCUGGUCCUGAUUUGAUAUAUUCAUUUUUAAAUUAAAGGAUUAGGCUAAUAACUGCUCUCCGCUCUAUAAAUUCCUCUUCACAAGCAUAAAUAAUAAAUCAAAACAUGCAUUUUUAAAAUACUUUCAUCAACAAAGGGAAUACUAUUAGAGAAUUUCAACCAAAUUAAAAGAUUCAGCAAACAUUAUUCAAUUCUUAAGAAUAGCAAAUGCCAUAAUAAUAAUAAUAAUAAUAAUAGUAACAACAACAAUAAUAAUAGUUGCAGUAACAAUAAGGUUUACCAUCAUAAUAGUAAUCAUAGACUUGCCAUAUAUAUGAAAAUUAAGAAGUAAACAUUGAAAAUAUAGAUUUAGAUGAGUUUAAAUUAGUUAUUUUGCUAAGAGAAAUACUCAUCGACUGCUCAGAAAUAACUGCUACUGAUAUUAUAGAUUUAUUUGAAGCUAAACCUAACUAAAAAAUAGGCUUUUAAGAAAUAUAUCUAAUUAUUGUUUACGUUGCUUCAAUAGAAAGCAAUUAGUAGCUAGAAUAUUUAAAUAUGUUUGGCACUUUGUUAUUUAAUAUAAUUAAAAGCACUCCAAAUUCUAUAUAUGGAUCUAGAAUUAGAUAGAUUUCUAAAUUGUUUGGAUUUUAAGAAAAGAAAAUAUGCAAGGCAUUCAAAAAUUUAAAUAUCAUCCCAUAAAAUCUUUAUCCUUUCGAUAUUUUCGAGCUGUAUUUUUUCAUGAUAUUUUCAGAUAUUUAGUAAAAUCAAAUAAAUCCCAAUUAAUUUAUCAGCUAAAACAUGAUAAAUAAAAACAGCAUUCCUAAUUCUCCUUAAAAAAUGAAUUUCUAAUAAACAUACAUGCAAUAACAUGCAAUUAACAAUUAAUAGCAGAUGUAAUAAGCCUAACUAAUUUAAUAACAGUAAUAAAUUUAAAACUCUCUAAAUUAGUAAAAAAAGAUUUAACAAAACUAAAAUUGUUCUAUUUUUUGA